AUGUCUACCUGCGUAAAAACUUGCAACUUAUCUGCUGUGUUGGCACAUUGUCCGUGCGAUCAAUGCCAAUACAAGACCCACCAGUUCUCCAGCAACUUCGUCAACAGAACCAACAUUGCAGCAGUAAAUGUUCCAACCAGCCAGCCAACCCAUCCUCAUCAGUUUCAUCAUCUUCGUCGUCCUCACCUUCCACACUCGCCUCCACACGCUGGUUUCAACCGGUGUCCAUUCCAGCUGACCUCACCAACAACAACACAGCUGAAAGACAAUCAAUUACAAGAACAGUUUAUGCGUCGGAGCGUGGACGACAAUUCUAAUCUCCAAUUUAUGUCCAAUAACAACAGCAGCUCGACCGCAGACUGCAAUCCAAUUUUCACGACUGCAACAACAAACGCAACCACAUCAUCCUCUGCACGGCCACCCAAACAAAACAACUCCAGAAACAGCGCAAAAAAAGAUAAUGGCGAUCAGGCUAAAGCUCAAUCUUUCAAAGAAAUAACAACAAAAUGGCCCCACUUAAUAAGAUCGCCAAUAAACAUCAAGAAGAACAAAAUGCAUGAACGCCUAUCCUUAAAGAGCGACACAAGCAACUACAAAUGCAACAACAACAACGUGAGUGUUAAACAACAAAACAAUUAUAAUGCUUUCAUAACGACAUCAACUACAACUGUCAGCGACAAAACUAACGCUUCAAACUACACAGACGACAUCAACAGCAAAUUCAAAAUGUUCAAAAAGUCUAAAAACGAUUCUUGGUUUUCCGACGAAAAACCGUCAGAAGCUCAGUUGGAUCAUUACCACGUGCUCACCAACAGGUCUGCCAACGUGGCUGAUCUGCAAAGCAAAUGUCCUGAAGCCACUCGGAGUUUUGAGGAAAAUAAAAAUACUCUCCUGAAAAGAAUGAACAAGUUGGAGAUUUCGAAAUCUGUUGAUGUCAACUUGUUGCGUGACAUUGAGGUGGAAACAUCCGGAAAGGAGAGGCUGACAAUUCCCUCUCCACGACUAACUCAACAGCUCGCACAGGUUCACUGGCAUCAGCAACAUCACAGUAGCAACAACGAUAAUGAUAAUAAAUUAUUUGCUCAACAAAAUCAAAACGAUUCCCACUCUAUAUUGCAACAUCUACAACGAGCGCAACAACCACAACAAAAAUCUCCAUUACUACAACGGCAACAUUCGUUAUUUGUUCAACAACCAGAUUCAACAACUUCGUCAUCAGCAACAGCAGCACAAAUGGCUUCAUCGCACUCACCACAUGAUCUGCACAACUGUGAUGUCUGGGAUACAAAUAAUUCGACAUUUUGCGAUAAAAAAACGGCUAUCUUACAACAUUUUACAAACCCGUAUCAUCCACAGCAACAGCAGCAGCAACAACAGCAGCAACAGCAGCAGCUGCAACAGCAGCAGCUGCUGCCACAAAAAGCGCUUUUGCCAUCCGUUUUAACACCACAGUAUUUGUUUCAUCAACAGAUUCAACAACUCAAGCAGAAGCAGCAACAUCACAGUACAUCAACAACAGCAGCGUCUCAGCAGCAUCAACAAUUAUUUCAAAAGCCACUGCAAAACCAGCCUCAACAAAAUCAAAACAUAUCACAAUAUAGACAGCCACAACAACAGCAACUAAAUCAACAACAUCAACAACAACAACAACAUUAUCAGAGCCACAAACAUUUCAUGUACACAACUCAAUGGAGACUUCCUUCAUGCGAUCAACUUCCACCCACCGUCAACGAAGAAUCCUUAUUAGCGGAUGUUGAUGAACGGCAUGCGGCGGAUAUUCCCGAGGCACAUCCCUCUACAUCAAUUUCUUCUUCCCCUCCUCUUCCUCCUUCUCUUCCUCUUCUUCCAAAUCAUCCUACUCAAGUUGUUGACACGCCAUCGACCGACUUGGCAUCAUCUCCACUUGAUUUCAACUGCUCUUCCUGUAUGAUGGAAAAAAUAACAGCCGAUCUGGCUAGGAAGUGGGAAUAUUUUUAA
Helobdella robusta is the source of this 1977-nucleotide messenger RNA. RefSeq lists its product as hypothetical. The transcript has 4 exons. Lineage: Eukaryota; Metazoa; Annelida; Clitellata; Rhynchobdellida; Glossiphoniidae. The record is from RefSeq and is a predicted model, not a curated record. The coding region runs from base 1 to 1977 and encodes 658 amino acids.